AGCAGGAUUAUCAAAGAAUGGGGGUAGGAGGACGUGAGGUGGCAAUUUCAUUGGAUGGAGUGAGGGACAAGAAUAUGAUGCAAUUGAAGAAAAUCAAUACUGCAAUUUUCCCAGUUCGCUACAAUGAUAAGUAUUACACUGAUGCCUUUGCCUCUGGUGAUUUUACCAAGCUAGCGUAUUACAGUGAUAUUUGUGUUGCUUCAAUUGCAUGUCGCCUUGAAAAGAAGGAAGGUGGGGCUGUUUGUGUUUACAUAAUGACUCUGGGUGUUUUGGCUCCAUAUCGUGGGCUAGCUUUGUUUAUCAAUAAAAGGUCCACUUCUUAG
Messenger RNA from Nicotiana attenuata, 323 nucleotides. RefSeq names its product probable N-acetyltransferase san. The transcript is spliced from 2 exons. The record is from RefSeq and is a predicted model, not a curated record. The coding region runs from base 18 to 323 and encodes 101 amino acids. Lineage: Eukaryota; Viridiplantae; Streptophyta; Magnoliopsida; Solanales; Solanaceae. Gene Ontology annotation, biological process: mitotic sister chromatid cohesion. Gene Ontology annotation, cellular component: cytoplasm; NatA complex. Gene Ontology annotation, molecular function: N-acetyltransferase activity.